Cinclus cinclus is the source of this 2307-nucleotide messenger RNA. RefSeq names its product OS9 endoplasmic reticulum lectin (gene OS9). The record is from RefSeq and is a predicted model, not a curated record. Bases 1 to 2067 code for a protein of 688 amino acids. Gene Ontology annotation, cellular component: endoplasmic reticulum lumen. Gene Ontology annotation, biological process: endoplasmic reticulum unfolded protein response; retrograde protein transport, ER to cytosol. The transcript has 14 exons. NCBI's taxonomy places the organism in Eukaryota, Metazoa, Chordata, Aves, Passeriformes, Cinclidae.
AUGGCGGCGCGGCGGGGCCCGGGGCCGGUGGCGGUGCUGGCAUUGCUGGCGCUGCUUGGCCCGGGGUGGCCCCUCCGCGGGGCCCGAGCCGCGCUCAACCUGCAGGAGCUCAGCGAGCUCAAGUACGGCCUCGAGAUUCUGGCCGAGCCCGUGCUGGCCGGGCAGCACGAGGCUGAGGACGUGGUGACCGUGGCCUCAAGGUUCAAGCAGCGCUAUGAGUGCCGCCUGCCCCCUGCGGCCGUGGGGCCCCCCCCGGGCCCCCCGCGGGAUCCCCGGCUCUACAACGGCUCUGGCGUGGCUGAGCUGCUGCGGCCCAUGGGGACAGCACCCUGCCUCCUCAAGACCAAGGACUGGUGGACGUAUGAGUUCUGCUAUGGGAGACACAUCCAGCAGUACCACCUGGAAGAGUCUGAGAUCAAGGGUGACAUCCUUGUCCUGGGCUAUUACCAGUCUGCCUUUGACUGGGAUGACGAGACAGCCAAGGCCUCCAAGCAGCACCAGCUACGGCGCUACCACAGCCAGAGUUACGUGAACGGCUCCCGCUGCGACCUCACCGGCCGCGCCCGUGAGGCCGAGGUCCGGUUCCUGUGCGAGGAGGGUGCCGGGGACUACAUCGCCCGCGUGGACGAGCCGCAGUCGUGUUCGUACGUGCUGACGGUGCACACGACGCGCAUCUGCCACCACCCGUUCCUGCGGCCGGCCCCGGGGCUGGCACCGCAGCCCAUCCGCUGCCAGCCUGCCCUCUCGCCCGCCCAGUACGUGCAGUACGUGCGUGCCCAAGUCUCUGACACCAAGCGGAAGGUGGAGGAGAUCUCAGAGGAGCUCCGGACACUGGACACACGGCUGUGGAGUGACAGGGACAGUGAGCCCUCCUCACAGACCCCUGAGGGCACCCAGGAUGCUGUGUCCCCUCCUGUGCCAGGGAACCAGCCAGACCCAGCCAAGGAUGUGACAGCUGGGGACCAGGAGGUGGCAGUCACAGCCAGUAACCAGCAGGACAGCACCAGGGAGCCGUCCCCAAGGACAGCUGGUGCUCAGGCAGCUGAUCCACGGAAGAAAAUCCACUUCAAGGUGAUCCGGAGCCCUGGGGACCUGCUGCAGUUCAUCGAGGAGCUGAAGGAGACCACCAGGAAGGCCAAGGAGAAGGCAAGCGAGGAGGAGGAGGCAGCAGCAAAAGCUCCCCAAGCGCCCCCCGGUCCCACAGAGCCCCCCAACCCUGAGGCCUUGCCUGGCCCCGAGCCCCCCCCCACUGGGGAGGAGGAGGAGGAUGAGGAGGAAGAGGAGGAGGCGGGGCCACUGCUGGCAGGGCUGGAGCUGCUGCCACGGGAGCAGGUGGCGAGGCUGAAGGAGGAGGUGAAGAGCCAGAUGGAGCAGGAGUUCGACAGCAUCAUCAGUGAGGUGGAGGAUGAGUUGGAGACCGAGGGGCUGAAGGGGGAGUUCGACCGGACCCGCGCAACCCGGACCCUUGCGUCCACCCUGACCCGGCUGAUGGACCGGCUGGACAGGGCUGACCCUCACCACGACCCCCCCGAGCCCCGCCGUGACCCUUCCGGCCCCCCUCCCGGUCCCGGGAGGAACAGAGAGGAGGAAGAGGAGGAGGAGGAGGAGGGAGGAGCUGCGAGGAAGGGCAGCUCCAGGCUUCCCAGCGAGGGGCGGGUGUGGGUGCAGAUGAGCAGAGUCGGGAACCGCGACACGCCCCAGGAGCGGGAGCCUUCCCGGGGGAAGCAGGAGCCCCCCCGGGAAAACCAGAGCCCCCCGCAGCUGCCGCAGGUGGAGAACGAGGUGCGGGCGUUGCUGGCCAAGGAAGGGCUGCGGGCUGAAGGGAAAAUCGAGAUCAAGAUCGUGACGGCGUCGUCGGGGGGUGAGGAGGAGGAGGCGGCGCAGUGGCUGUCGGAGGAAGAUUCCCGGAGCCUGAAGGAGAUUUUCCUCAGCAUCCUGGUGCAGGGCACGGAGGAAGCACAGAAGGAGCGGCGGCGGCAGCAGGCACUGGAGGACAAUUAUCGCUUCGUGUGGGGGGGUCGUGACGAGCCCCCCCCACCCACUGACUCUGAGGACCAAGACUUCUGAUCCCCCAAAUUCUCGUCCCUCAAAUGCUGAACCAUGCCCCCCAGAAUUGUGGCUCUCUCCCUGCUGUGGGGCUGGGUGGGGACCACCAGGGUCACUUGGGGUGUCCCGGGCCCAGCCAAGUGACCCUGGUGUCCCCCACCUGGGAGGGGCAGGUCACUGUGUCACCCCCCGGGGGACCCUGCCCUGAGAUUUGGGUGCAUUUGUGACACGGAUGAACUGGGAGGUUGGAGGGGGAGGAAU